Molecule: messenger RNA, 1410 nt
Organism: Glycine soja
Lineage: Eukaryota; Viridiplantae; Streptophyta; Magnoliopsida; Fabales; Fabaceae
Product: NADH-cytochrome b5 reductase-like protein
Exons: 13
Coding region: 129-1100 (323 amino acids)
Molecular function (GO): cytochrome-b5 reductase activity, acting on NAD(P)H
Source: RefSeq, a predicted model, not a curated record
ACAGGUCGUUUAUGUCUUGGACAAAGCAUCUUGUGAAUGUGACAGAGUGUUGGGGUUGAACACCUGAACAGAACUUGAACCCUGCCUCUGCGCUCUUGUGGAAUCUGUGCAGUGCUUGAACCCUAAUAAUGACUGCUUUCUUGAGAAGGUUUGCGAGGGCCACUCCGAUCCUAUUCGCUGCCCAAUCCAAUUCCUCUCACACCAAUCUCCGCCUUCCCUUCACUGCCAUCGCCGCCAUUUCCGGCGGAGUCUCCUUCCUUUACUACCAUUCCUCUCCCAACUUCGCUCAUUCACAAGAAGCAGAACAAGUGGAAAGUAAAAACAUCGCACUCGUUCCGGAUAAAUGGGUCGAGUUUAAGUUGCAGGACACUGCCAGGGUUAGUCACAAUACCCAGCUAUUCAGGUUUUCAUUUGAUCCCACUCAGAAAUUGGGUCUGGAUAUUGCCUCUUGCAUCCUUACAAGGGCUCCAUUGGGACAAGAUGCUGAAGGAAAACCAAAAUUUGUUAUACGCCCGUACACUCCUAUUUCAGAUCCACAAUCAAAGGGAUAUUUUGAUUUGCUUAUCAAGGUAUAUCCUGAAGGGAAAAUGAGCCAGCAUUUUGCAAGCUUAAAACCGGGUGAUGUUGUUGAAGUGAAAGGCCCCAUUGAAAAGCUCAGAUAUACUCCUAAUAUGAAGAAGCAUAUUGGCAUGAUUGCUGGAGGCACAGGAAUUACUCCUAUGCUUCAGGUAAUUGAAGCUAUAUUGAAGAAUCCUGAUGACAAAACUCAGAUAUCUUUACUUUAUGCUAAUGUCUCCCCGGAUGACAUACUGCUUAAACAAAAGCUUGACAUUCUAGCAACAAGCCACCCAAACUUAAAGAUAUUCUACACUGUAGAUAAUCCAACAAAAAAUUGGAGAGGAGGUGCGGGGUACAUAUCAAAGGAUAUUGUUGUGAAAGGCUUACCCGGCCCUAGUGAUGAUACUCUUAUACUUGUGUGUGGACCCCCUGGUAUGAUGAAAGCAAUAUCUGGAGAAAAGGCCAAGGACUGGACACAGGGAGAGGUUUCUGGCGUCCUAAAAGAGGCUGGAUACACUGAACAAAUGGUAUACAAAUUCUGAGAAGUUUAGUUUUCUUGCAUCUGAAGAUAGUAUUCGAAGCACUUGUCCGCUGCAGAAUUCGUGUACUGAAAUGGUUUUCUGAAGAAUAACAGUUGGGUGCGGUUGAAAAUUCCAACAAUAAAUCUAGAAUUACAGAGGAUAGAGAAUUAUUGAUUGUGUGUAUUUUCAAAAUUUUGUGGAUAUUUAAUCAUGCAGUUGUCUAGCAUGGAAGUCAAUAAUGGGCAUCUGUGGGGGUAAAUUUACUUCUCCCACCCUAUUUUCUAACAUUUUCUUAAUGAGAAAACUAUAGCACCCUGAAAGGCUUGGAGCA